Messenger RNA from Penicillium cataractarum, 546 nucleotides. Its product is annotated as hemerythrin domain-containing protein. The transcript is spliced from 2 exons. NCBI's taxonomy places the organism in Eukaryota, Fungi, Ascomycota, Eurotiomycetes, Eurotiales, Aspergillaceae. Bases 1 to 546 code for a protein of 181 amino acids. The record is from RefSeq and is a predicted model, not a curated record.
AUGGGCAAGAAUACCAAAGCAGCUGGCUCCGAGAGCGCAGACGGGGCUUUGCCCCCGUUGUCUGCUGGCGAUUUGCGAACAUAUAACCGCAUGGCAGACCAAAUGGAGGGCUUCCACAAUCACUUUCGAAUGGCAUGGAAUCAGCUCUGGGACGCCUGCGAUUCUACUGCGAAGCGGCCGGGCGGUCUUUCCGCGCGUCAAAUGAUCAUGACGGGUCUUCAGUUUUGCUCCCAGCUCGAUUUCCACCACUCAAUCGAAGAGCAGCACAUCUUCCCUGUUCUUGCGAAGAAAAUGCCCGAGUUUCGCAAAGAACUUGACCUUUUGAAGCAGCAUAAGCAGAUUCAUGCUGGUCUUGAGAAAUUGGAGUCUUAUCUCGAGAAAUGCCGUUCUGGCGAGGAGGAUAUGCGCCGUGAAGAGGUUAAGCGUCUGAUGGAGGGCUUUGGAGGAGUGCUGUGGAAGCAUUUGGAUGAAGAGGUUCAAACGCUUAAAGCUGAUAACAUGCGCAAGUACUGGUCACUGGAUGAGAUGCGACGACUGCCUAUGUAA